Messenger RNA from Gracilinanus agilis (Agile Gracile Mouse Opossum), 3116 nucleotides. RefSeq names its product family with sequence similarity 117 member B (gene FAM117B). Bases 1 to 1653 code for a protein of 550 amino acids. Lineage: Eukaryota; Metazoa; Chordata; Mammalia; Didelphimorphia; Didelphidae. The record is from RefSeq and is a predicted model, not a curated record. The transcript is spliced from 9 exons.
AUGUCCCAGCGGGUGAGGCGCAAUGGGUCCCCCACACCGGCCGCCCCCCUCGGCGGAGGCGCCGCGCCCGGCCCUGGCCCCGGAGGCGCCCCCGGGAGCCGCCUGCAGCCCAUGAGGGCCACGGUGCCGUUCCAGCUGAAGCAGCAGCAGCACACGAGCCCCACGCGCGCCGGCGCCGGAGGGCCCAGCGCUCGCGCCAGUCCCACGGUGGCCACGCAGACGGGCGCGCCCCCGACAUCCACGAGGGGCACAAGUCCCACGCGUGGCGCGGGCGCGCGUGGCAGCCCUCCCCGUUCGCAGCAGGCGCCCCCCCAGCCGCUCCUAGGCACCGUCUCGUCCCCCUGCUCUUCUCCUAUCCAUCUGCUGGCGAGCGACGCGACUGCGUCCCCCGCCGCGGCCCGGGUCCGGCACCCGAGGCGUUCCCCAGAGCAGAGCCGCGGUUCCCCGGAGAGAAGGAGCCCCAGCUCCCCGGUCUGCAAGGCGGGUGAAAAACCUCGGCCACCUUCAUCAAGCCCUUCCAGCAUUAUUCGUAGAACUUCCUCAUUGGAUACCCUUGCUGCUCCAUAUCUUGCAGGACACUGGCCUCGUGAUAACCAUGGGCAGUCCGUUCCAUGUAUGAGGGACAAAGCUACACAGACAGAGAGUGCAUGGGCUGAAGAAUAUGCUGAAAAGAAGAAAGGAUCCCACAAACGUUCAGCCUCUUGGGGCAGCACAGAUCAGCUUAAAGAGAUUGCAAAAUUGCGUCAGCAAUUACAGAGAAGUAAACAUAGCAGCAGGCAUCAUCGGGAUAAAGAUAGACAGUCUCCAUUCCAUGGUAACCAUGCAGCCAUUAACCAGUGUCAGGCUCCUAUUCCAAAGAGUAUACUUAUUCCAGUGAUUCCCAUCACCAAAUCAACAGGGUCACGAUUCCGGAAUAGUGUGGAAGGGUUGAAUCAGGAGAUUGAAAUAAUAAUUAAAGAAACUGGAGAAAAGGAAGAGCAGCUUAUACCACAAGAUAUUCCAGAUGGUCAUCGUGCACCUCCUCCCCUGGUACAGCGCAGUAGUAGUACGCGCAGUAUUGAUACCCAAACACCUGGUGGAGCAGACAGGGGAAGUAACAAUAGCAGCCGUUCCCAAUCUGUAUCCCCCACUUCAUUCCUUACCAUCUCAAAUGAAGGUAGUGAAGAGAGCCCUUGUUCUGCUGAUGACCUUCUUGUUGAUCCCAGAGAUAAAGAAAAUGGGAACAACUCUCCUCUGCCCAAAUAUGCCACCUCUCCAAAACCUAACAACAGCUAUAUGUUUAAACGGGAACCUCCCGAAGGCUGUGAAAGGGUCAAAGUCUUUGAGGAAUGCUCGCCAAAGCAACUGCAUGAAAUCCCAGCCUUUUACUGCCCUGACAAGAAUAAAGUGAAUUUCAUUCCUAAAAGUGGUUCUGCCUUCUGUCUCGUCAGCAUCCUCAAGCCACUUCUUCCCACACAAGAUCUUACCCUUAAGGGCUCCAGCCACGGCCUGACUGUCUCCACUGGCAUGGCGCCCACCCUGCUGCAGCCUCUCGCCAUGGCCUCCCUGUCCGCCAACCCGGAACAAGACCGGAUUUCUCGAGGAACGAGUACCGUCCUCCCCCAGGCCUCUCUGCUCCAGCAGGCGGGACCGUUUGAGGAGGCCGAGGGAUAGGUGGCGAGGCUCGUCCCUGGCUCCAGGAACCGAAGAGAAACCCAUUGGGAUGAAGGUGUGAAGGAACAUCCCAAGUCACGCCUCCUUCCAGCAGCUGAGGCUGAUGGCGGGAGACGGGCCUGAGGCGUCUGUGGCGGGGAUGUCGGGAGCUUCCCUGAGAGCGCAGCCCUCGCCACGCUGCCCGUCUGGGAGCCUCAGACUCACUUCACAUCCUGCUUUUUUUUUCUUUUUUCUUUUUUUUUAGCACUGGUUAAAAGAAAAAGGCUGUAUCAUUCAUUACUUUUGGAGGACCAUUUUAUCACAAUACUUUUUGUGUCCCAAGUUAGACUUUUUUUAAAAGCAAACAGAUCCCUGCAAACAUAAUUACCAAAGGGAGAAGUUACUUGAUGCUGCAAGAACCAUCUUUUAUAUGAAAAUGACUAUUUUAUAAUAAUAACAAAUGUUAAUUUUCAGAUGCAUAGCAGACAAUAGGAUGUUCAGAAGACAUUUCCCUGGCCACUGUUUUUUUGUUUCCUUUUCUAGAUGUGUAUGCUAUUCUCAGCUGUUCUCCAGCUGCUGGGACCAAAGGGAUUGUUGAAAUUUUCCAGCAAUCUUAGUCUCUUGACUGUGUUCUUCUCCCAACCAACAACAGAUAAAUAAAUGCAUUGAACGUUUGUAUGUAAAAAAAAAAAAAAGACACAAAGCAAUAUUAGUUCAUUAUGUGAUGUUGUUUUUUGAUGUCAGAAGUUUUGUGCUUUGGAUAAACCAUCCUUUUAAAAAGUGCUAUUCCCUCUUCCACAUUUAAGAUUCCUGUAUACCUUUAUCUGCAUGGUGAGAAAACUACACUCGGGAUACAAGUGCUUUAAUAUGCUAUCAGUGGAGUUUUGUUAGAAAAUCAAUGAGCCAAAAAGUAACGACCCCCAUCUAGUUAUCAGCCAUGUGUGAAUCAUGUGAUCUUCCCCCUCCCCGGCGCGCGCACACACACAAUCAUUUCUUCACUUCCCUCCUCCGUGUGUCCCCGACGUGGCUGUGCAUGGAUCCCUUCCCUUGCCUUUGUGAGCUUGCAGUGUUGUGGAGUUAUUCCGGGCCGCCGCCGCUGGCCGGGAUUGUGCUGUGUUCACUGCAGUCUGUAGCCCGACCCCUUCCGCCUCCCCUCCCCGAUGUUUAAGCUAGGUGGCACUAGUUUGCUGAUCCCAGUCGUCCGAGGGUAUGGAUAGGUUUCUGUUUGGUUUUGUUUUUUACAUGUAAGAGAAAAAGUAGAAAAGAAAUGAAAGAGGGUCCCUUCUCUCUCUGAGAGAGGCACAACUUUCAGCUUAGGUAAGCCAAGGAACAGGUAGCCAGAGGGCUUUGGGGAUCAGAGCCACUCCUAGAAAAAACUGGAGAUAACACGAGUGCGUGUGCUUUGGAGAGCUUGAGGGGUAGCUGUUGUCAGAGUAAAGCAUCCUGAUAGAAGUAUCCUUUUAAAAGCUUCAUACGUUAUCUUU